AUGGGAUGCAGUCGGGUGCUGCCCUGGCUGAUGCUUGCAUCGGUGCUGGCUACAGCCGGAAGCCGCAGCUACACCCUGCUGGAAGCCAUCAAGAACCGCAAGACACUCGGCCAAGACAAGGUGCUCGAGGCCGUCCGGACCGCCUCCAACAUCGACGAGCAAGACGACAAGGGCUUCACAGCAUUGAUGUGGGCAGCGACGAUAGCAGACGUGGAGAUCGUGAAGGCAAUCCUUCUUGCCGGGGCCAGCGUGAACUUGCAAAGCAAACUCGGGUCGACGGCCCUGAUCUUUGCCGCCCAGUACAGCCAGCCGGAGAUCGUGGACGCCAUUCUCAAGCACCAUCCGGACGUGAACCUGCAAGACAAGAUCGGAAACACGGCCCUCAUGCUUGCCCAGUACAACCAGCCGGAGAUCGUGGCCGCCAUUCUGAGGCACCAUCCGGACGUGAACCUGCAGAACAAGUACGGAUGGACGGCUCUCAUGUAUGCUGCCCGUUACCGCAAGCCGGAGAUCGUGGACGCCAUUCUCAAGCACAAGCCGCUGCUGGAUCUCCAGGACAAGAGCGGAGCGACGGCUUUGUUUCUGGCAGUCGGGAACGAGCACGGCCCCGCCGCGGCCGCGGCCAAGGUCAAGGCACUGCUCCGUGCGGGCGCAGCCGUGGAUCUGGCCAACUAUGCUGGGCGGACGCCUUUGAUGAAGGCAGCGGAUUGGGGCCUCAGGAAUGCCUCGGAAGCGCUGCUCCGCCAUGGCAGCCUCCCAGAGCUGCGCAGCCGCAGCGGCCACAACGCCCUGGACUUCGCCAGACUCCGAGAGACAAGGGUCCAUUCUUCCUCGUCAAAGAUUCAAACAAAAGCCUUGAUACAGCGACUUGAAAGGGUCACUCCGACUGGCGUGGGCUUGGCCGGCAAGUACUUCACCUCCGGCACCACCUGGCUCUUUCUGGGCUCCGGCCUCGCUGUCGGUCUCUGCGCGGGUUUUUGCUUGGUGGCAAUGGGGAAGAGGGGAAGCCUUCAGCCAAGCUCACAGCAAGUGACCGUUAGCAUCAGCAGCAGGAGGCUUGCGAUCAAGAGCCUGACCAAGCAGAUCUGGAAAGCGGAAGCCUUCAGAGCGCUUGAGCUCGUGGCAUGUAUCCUUUUGCCGCUCUCAAUGACCAUGCUAUGGAUCGAGCCUCUGAGCUUCCUGCCGUGCUAUUUGAUCGUCUACAUCUUGCCGGCUCUGGCAUGCUGGCAGCAGAAGGCCCGUCGCUUCCCGGCCGUGCUGCUGGUGAGCCCCGCAACCAGACCUGGCCUCCGUUGUCCGGUUCGCUUUCCGCGGGCCGUCGCCACGGUCGCACAGCUCGCUUUGGUGUGCUGGAUGCCAGGACACUGCGUAGAGCCCAUCCAUUAUUACAUUUAUGGCCAAAUGGAUUUGGCAAACACGACGACGACCUUCCCCGUGAACGCCAUGGUGCAUGGGCACCUGCCACUGCUGAGCAGGGCCUCUGCUGAGAUGGCGUGCCCGGCAAAGACUUCCUUCCCGGCUCGGGAACGAUCCCUGUUCUUCGGCGCACAGUGUGUCGUGGCCUCCGUCAGCUUUGUUUGGGUUGUUUUUGUCGCGAUGGACACCUGCUGCGGAUUCAUGCAGUCUGCUACGAGCGACCAGCAAGCCGUGGAGCAGCUCAGCGAGCGCAUAGCUGCGACGGAGACGAAGGAAGAGAUUGCGGAGAUCACCGACCCAGUCGCGGUGAGCCCGGAGAGUUCGAUUCAGUGCCUGCCUCCAGGAGGCAUCCGCUUCACGGUUGGCAUGGCCGUUGUCGAUAUCUUCUUGGACCUCUACAGUGUGUACUCUUGCAUCAUGGCGGCUCAGCUCAAGUUUGCGUCCCUCAUGGUGGCCAUUAUCACCACUUCCUGCACCGUGGAAGCCCUGAGCAGCGACCCGCGGAUCCUCCCAAAGCAGGUAGAAGCCUCCUUGCGACGAGGGUUGUCGACCGAUGCCCUCCGACACGCCCUGGCAUCGGAAGCCUGCUUCGAGGCCCCGUUGUCCCUUUGCCUUACGGCCUAUGUCUUCGUGUUCAACGUACGGGGUGGCGGCCUGCUCACGCUGGUCCUCUCUUUUAUGAGCAUUGCCGUUAGCACCUAUCACACUGCCAGCUUCUUAUGCUGGAUCAUCGACUUGGGACUGGAAAAGGACGACGCCGAGAUGGGCGAGGAUACCGCCAAGAAGGAUUGCGAUGUAGAGCUGUGCGACCACCACAAGAAGGGCUACGCAAGCGUUCUGCUCCGAGAACACUGA
Messenger RNA from Symbiodinium sp. CCMP2456, 2271 nucleotides. Lineage: Eukaryota; Dinophyceae; Suessiales; Symbiodiniaceae. The record is from the annotation of a GenBank genome assembly.